AUGUCCCAGUCACAGCAAGGCAGCGCCAACGCAAAGCGCGGUAGAGAGCGCAUCUGGCCUGGUGUGCCCUUGUUCAUGCGAAGAACGGGAAAGUCCAACACGACAUCGGUUGACAGCAAUGACAAGCUGCCAGGAAGCAGCUCGGACUCCAAGUCUUCGCCGUCACCUCCCCUGCCACACUCCAUAGACACUGCUACUCUGCGCCCUCACGAACGCACUGCGUCCUGGCGAAACCUACUCUCGCCGCGCUCACCCGGCGUGGAGGUGCCAGAGCUUCACCCUCUGCUGACCGAGAUCUUUGAAAAUCCGGAUGAUGUCGCUGCAUUUGCGGAUGCCCUUAGAGAUGAUGCGGGCAAGACGGAGCACGCGCACGAGCUCGGCCCGCUGACAGCCGACGAGCUGGCGCCUACUGCCGAAGACGACUAUCCUGGAGCGACGACCCUCAAAUCGCCAGGACUGGACGAGUCGACGAGCAAGAAUGAAUCCAGCGCUGAGAUUAGCUCUCACUCCCAGCAUCGUCAGAACAGUCAUCAAAGAAAGAUCGGCAAGAUAUCAGCGACUUCUGACUUUGCGCCUGUGAGGGAAAAGACGUCGCACAAAGCUUCCAAGAAGCACGACUCGGGCUCGCGUCAGGGCCCAGUCUACGCCGUGCUGCGAUUCCCCCUUCUGGUGGCCGUAUGGCUGGCGAUCAUUGUGCAAUUCCUGCUCUACGUGCUAGUCCGGCAGUGCGUGAACGUGAUCGAGUACCUAUCAGCUUGGCGAGGAGAGCGAGGGAGACUUCGUCGCAAGCUCAGAGCGUCACGCUCGUGGGAGGAGUGGACGACUACGGCCAAGGAGAUGGACAAGUUUGGCGGUUUUGGCGAGUGGAGGUACGAGGAUGCCAGUGGGCUGUAUGACUGGAGGUUGGUCAAGAAGGUCACCGCAAGCCUCAAAGGUGAGUGACAAUGCGAAGACUCUUGCAGCCUCCCUGAUCAUUGAUGUUCUGCGAUUCCUAAACCCAGCGUUCCGAGAGCGAGACGAUGCCGAGAACCUGCUUGGCGUGUUGGAUUUGUGCAUUCGUGAGUGCAAGAAGGUGGCUUGCACGAUCACAAGCACGGCAGUGGAAUCCUGAUGCGCGGGCGACUCUUCAGGAAACAAUUUUGCGGGCAUCGAAAAUUUCAGGUUGUACAGUGAGACAUACUUCGGCACUAAGUUCGCGAUAGAGGCCUACCUUCAGGAGGCCGAGAGAGGCCUUGAGUACGUGCGAACAACAGAAAAGGUCAGUGAUCGCCUGACUCUGCUCCCCUUUUGGUCGCACAUCGCCGACGUCGAGACUCUUGUUCCGUGCUUCAGCUUGCGAUCGAGCACAAACGACAAUUCUAUCGCAACGCUGCCAAGAAUUUGGGCAAAAGCGCACUGUGUCUUUCAGGCGGAGGAUCGUUCGGGUACUGUGAGUAUCAAAAAGUUUUACGUGGCUCGAAAGCAUGCUUUCAGGCUCACAUGUCCACACUCGAAACGCAGACCACAUUGGGCUAGUUCGAGCCUUGCUUGAUGCCGAUCUCCUACCUUCUAUAAUCACCGGUACCUCUGCCGGUGGUCUUAUCGCCGCUUUGGCUUGUACGCGAACCAAGGAUGAGCUCAAGCACAUCUUGGUGCCUGCGCUUGCUGAUCGCAUCACAGCAUGCGAAGAGUCCAUCACCAUCUGGGGUCCCAGAGCUUGGCGCACUGGUGCGCGAUUCGACCUUGUGCCCUGGGCUGAGAAGGCUCAGUACUUCACGAUGGGCUCCCUAACUUUUCUGGAAGCAUACAAGCGCACCGGCAAAAUUCUCAACAUCAGCGUAGUCCCGGUGAGUAGCUGGAAAAAGGCUACUCCGUGAUCGACGCUGCUUCAAAGCCACUGAUGCCGCCUCUACCUGCUGAUGCUAGGCUGAUCGCCAUUCACCAACAAUUCUUCUGAACAUCAUUUCUGCACCGCACUGCAUCAUUUGGUCUGCGCUGUUGGCUUCCGCUGCUGUGCCAGGUCAGUCUGCACGCGUUGCGCUUCCUCCAUGCAAGCGCUGAGACUGUCUCCACAUGGACUUUGCAGGUAUCCUCAAUCCUGUGUGUCUGAUGUCCAAGGAUCCUAAGACUGGGCAAGCGAAACCAUGGAAUUGGGGUCAGUAGCACUCGUGCAGCACUUUCGUGAAGAUUUCAGCUUACUGACUCGUCCACGUUGCGCAUUGCAGGUCAUCGAUUCAAAGAUGGCAGUCUGCGCGUCGAUAUACCCCUUCAAGACCUGCACGCCCUUUACAAUGUCAACUACCCUAUCGUGUCCCAAGUCAACCCGCAUGUGCAUCUAUUCUUCUAUAGUCCGCAAGGUGAGACGUCGUCAGGACUAUUGCUCGAGCUAGCUUCCCAUACUGACCCUUGUGACUGCUGCAGGUGCACCUGGACGGCCAGUCGCGCAUCGCAAGGGCAAAGGAUGGCGUGGUGGCUUCCUCCUAAGUGCUGCUGAGCAUGUUCUUAAGCUGCAUCUUUCGGUCAACUUCAAGGUAGUCCGUGAUUUGGAUCUCAUGCCCACCAUCCUGGGCGCCGACUGGUCUCAAGUCUUCCUGCAGCGCUUUGCUGGUGCCGUCACUAUUGUGAGCUUGCGGUGCAAAAUUGCGCUGGAAAGCAUGCACACGCUGACACCAUGGACCCUCUUAUCUCCCAGUGGCCGCGAACCCGCGCUUGGGACUGGGUACGGAUUCUUAGCGACCCGGACCGCAAGGAGCUAGCACGGAUGAUGCAGAUUGGCCGGACAGUAACCUUUCCGAAGCUUGUGAGCACCUUGAGACUGGACCGUGCAAUCCCUUAUGUGCUGAACUCGACCUCGGUUGGGGUUCCUCACAGCACAUGAUAUCAAACCGGCGGCGCCUAGAAGCGGCUGUGGAGCAGGGUAGACUGGAAGUCCGAAGAGCUGUGCGGCAACGCGCCGCUGAGCAGAGAACGCCUGCGGCUGCUGAAGCGGGAUUGUCCACCUCAGCGGACAAGGCGAGGCUCUCGGAUGAAAGCGCCAACGACCCCGGUGACUUCUUCCUUAGCAAGAAGCUGUCUGAUGGAGCGCGGCCAAGACUCUUUCCUCGUCUGAGCAGUUAUGCAUCUGCUCAGCUGAGCGAUGAGGGCAAUGCCACGCCAACUGACGUGGAAACGCCUGGGGAAUUUCUGCCGCGCCGUUCGCGCCUGCGAUCAGCCAACGAUGCGGACGUCAGGCAAUUUGGCGGCUCCAAGACCAGCCGCAAGGGGCUCUUGUGGCUGCGUGGCAAAGGAAAUGCUGACGAGGAUGGAGAUGACGCAACGCCUGCUUCAGUGAAGAACAAAGCUCACUCAGGAGUUGUGGAGAACGACUUCGCCAACAAGCCUCUCACCGCUGCGGCGCUCAGCCCGCAUGGAUCUACGCACGCCAAGAAAUGGCGACGCGGAUCAAUGCGCUCAGGUGAUCAUCAAAACGGCUUUUUCGACGAGGGCGAGAGCAACAGCUCCAGCGAAGAAGACGAUGACUCGUGA
Molecule: messenger RNA, 3504 nt
Organism: Ceraceosorus bombacis
Lineage: Eukaryota; Fungi; Basidiomycota; Exobasidiomycetes; Ceraceosorales; Ceraceosoraceae
Source: the annotation of a GenBank genome assembly